Molecule: messenger RNA, 249 nt
Organism: Sclerotinia borealis F-4128
Lineage: Eukaryota; Fungi; Ascomycota; Leotiomycetes; Helotiales; Sclerotiniaceae
Source: the annotation of a GenBank genome assembly
AUGCCUCUCGUCGAUCCAAUCACCAACAGUGCUGCCGGUGGCACUGAUAAAAAUCAAGAGUGGUUGAGCAAGUUGGCUGGAAAGAAGAUUGGUGAAGUUAGCAACGAGACUACCUUCGCAAAGCAAGAUCUUCCUGAAGAGCAUAGAAUUAUCGAGCCUGGAUCGAUGGUUACCAAGGAUUUCAAGGAGAACAGACUCAAUAUUCAUCUCAACGAAGAUGGAACUGUCUCCCAUGUCAACCAUCAAUAG